AUGAAUACCGAUGGAAAAAUUAUCGAUGAACAAUAAGAAUAGAUUCAAGCAAAAAUUUCAAGAGAUCAUUUGAUUAGCAAAGAGAACCCAUUUGCAAAACUCUAAGCAGACAAUUAGUAUUAUUUUUCGGAAAAGACUGGCUUCAAUCCAGAUGAUUAAAGCGGUACCUCUAAAUCAAAUAUGAGUGGAUCACACAUUUCAGAUUUUUAUUCCAUUCCAAAGUUAUCCAAGGUUGAAGCUGAUGCAAUUAUGCGAGAAAUUUCUUAAGACUUGGAUUAGAUUUAAACACCCUCUAAACUUGUUGAAUCACUUGAUAAAUAUAUUGUUUCACAAGCUAAACCAAAGAAAAUUAUAGCAUAAGCAAUUAGAAACAAAUACAGAAUGAGAAUGAUAAGUGGAGAAUUAAGAGAGUCUAUGAGACCAAGCAAUAUUUUAGUUCAUGGUAGAUCGGGGUCUGGAAAGACAGAAAUUUUUAGAAAAAUAGCAAAACUAUAUAAUGCUCCAUUUAUUAGUGUUGAAGCUACUAGAUACACUGAAGUGGGAUAUCACGGCGAGGAUAUUACAAAUAUUAUAGUUGAUCUGUAUAAAAAGAUAGAGUACCAUAUCUUAAAACUUAUUUUGGGAUAUAAUACUAAGGACAAGGAUAGAUUCCUUUAGAAAUAAAUGUAGUACAGAAAUGGGGAGUUAGAUAACUAUUAGUGUUUUAUCUUAGUCCCUGGCGAUAAAAACAACAUUUAACAGUUCACUUUCAUAAAAGUUUAGGAUAUUAGAAAAUACAUGUAUGAGGUUUAUACAGAUGAGCUCUUCCAAUUAAUUGAUUUGGAUUAGUAUAUAAGAACUGAGAUUGAACAGAAAGGUAUCGUAUUUAUUGAUGAACUUGACAAACUUGUGAAAUCUGUAAGUUUAAAUUUAGCUGGUUAAUUUAAAAUUUAGCCAGAGAGUAGUGCAACAACUAAGGCAAGUGAUGAAGGAGUUCAAUAUGAUUUAUUACCAAUCCUUGACGGAACAACUGUUCAAGUGAAUCCCAGAGCAGGGGCCUUUGAAAAAGUAAAGCCUACAGAUUUAGCCAUCGAACUACAAGGAAGAAUGCCCAUAAAAGCAAAGAUGGAGACUUUAACAAAAGAUGAUUUUGUUAAGAUUUUAAAAGAAACUGAGCAUAAUUUGCUAAUAUAGGCUAUAGAGCUUUUAAAAAUUGAGAGGGUAAACUUGGUUUUCUCAGAUGAUGCAAUUGAAUAAAUGGCCUAGUUAUCGGUAGAGCUUAAUCAAGAGGAUGACAUUGGUGCAAGAAGACUGAGAACUGUCGUAGAUGCAGUACUUGAAGAUAUAAACUUUGAAGCACCAGAUUUUGAACAGAAAGACGCUUUCAUAUUGAUAACAAAGGAUUAUGUAGAAGAAAAAGUAAAGACACAAUUUUAGAACAGAGAUUUCAGAAAUUACACUAUGUGA
Molecule: messenger RNA, 1446 nt
Organism: Stylonychia lemnae
Lineage: Eukaryota; Ciliophora; Spirotrichea; Sporadotrichida; Oxytrichidae
Source: the annotation of a GenBank genome assembly